This is a messenger RNA of Microtus oregoni (creeping vole), 3418 nucleotides long. It is a transcript of the gene Rnpc3, whose product is annotated as RNA binding region (RNP1, RRM) containing 3. The record is from RefSeq and is a predicted model, not a curated record. Gene Ontology annotation, biological process: mRNA splicing, via spliceosome. Lineage: Eukaryota; Metazoa; Chordata; Mammalia; Rodentia; Cricetidae. Gene Ontology annotation, cellular component: U12-type spliceosomal complex. Gene Ontology annotation, molecular function: pre-mRNA intronic binding; protein binding; U12 snRNA binding. Bases 147 to 1688 code for a protein of 513 amino acids. The transcript is spliced from 15 exons.
AAGACGACCAAUUCUCGCGGUAUCUCCCGGGUUCCGGACUCCUUAGCGCGAAGCGGAACCUUUCUGCAGCUCAGCCUCCGCGGACGCCGCCGUUUGGACGGAAGCUCCCGCGGGGUGACCCUCAUCCGGCCGCUGCUUCGCGGAAGAUGGCGGGGCCCGAGCCGCCGCUGCCGCGAGGAGGCCCAGGCUCCGCUUCGCUCUCCCCGCCCCGGGGAGACCGCACCCUCCUCGUCAGGCACCUGCCGGCCGAGCUGACGGCCGAGGAGAAGGAGGACUUGCUGAAGUACUUCGGGGCGCAGUCGGUGCGCGUCCUGUCCGACAAGGGCCGUCUGAAACAUACAGCAUUUGCUACUUUCCCUAAUGAAAAAGCAGCAGUAAAGGCAUUGACAAGACUCCAUCAGCUGAAACUUCUAGGUCAUACUUUAGUUGUUGAAUUUGCAAAAGAGCAAGAUCGAGUUCAUUCCCCCUGUCCCACUUCAAAUACAGAGAAAAAGAAAAGGUCAGAUGACAUUAUGGAAGAUGAUAAAGAGAAGAAAGAACCUGACUUUUUAACAAUAGAAAAUGGAAUUGCACCAAAUCAUGGGCUGACUUUUCCUCUGAAUUCAUGCCUCAAAUAUAUGUACCCACCACCUUCAAGCACAAUCCUUGCAAAUAUAGUAAAUGCUUUGGCAAGUGUGCCCAAAUUCUAUGUACAGGUGCUUCAUCUUAUGAAUAAAAUGAAUUUGCCCACACCAUUUGGACCUAUUACUGCACGACCCCCUAUGUAUGAGGACUAUAUGCCAUUGCAUGCACCCCUUCCACCUACAUCGCCUCAACCACCUGAGGAACCUCCCUUGCCAGACGAGGAUGAGGAUUUAUCUAGUAAAGAAUCAGAAUAUGAAAGCAGUGAUGAGGAGGACCGGCAGAGAAUGAACAAACUAAUGGAGCUAGCAAAUCUUCAGCCCAAAAGACCCAAAGCCACAAAGCCACGCCAAGUGAGAAAAAAGCGAAAAUUAAAGGACAUGUUGAAUAUACCUUCAUCAACUUCACAUAGUUUGCAUCCUGUGCUGUUACCAUCAGAUGUAUUUGACCAACCACAAUCUGUAGGUAAUAAAAAAAUUGAAUUUAAUAUAUCUAACAACAUGCCAGCGGCAUUUAAGAAAGAUUUGGAGAAGGAGCAGAAUAAUGAGGAAAAGAAAUCUGAUUCACCAGACACUGAACUUGAUGACUCAAAUACAGGAUUUGGAAAAAUCUUCCCCAAACCUAAUUUGAACAUCACAGAAGAGGUUAAAGACGAUUCUGAUGAAAUGCCUUCAGAAUGUAUUUCUCGAAAGGAGUUGGAAAAGGGCCGAAUUUCUAGAGAAGAAAUGGAAACCCUUUCAGUUUUCAGAAGUUACGAACCUGGUGAACCAAACUGCCGAAUUUAUGUAAAGAAUUUAGCUAGACAAGUUCAAGAAAAGGACCUUAAAUUUAUCUUUGGAAGAUACGUUGACUUUUCUUCAGAAACACAGCGGAUAAUGUUUGAUAUUCGCUUGAUGAAAGAAGGACGCAUGAAAGGACAAGCUUUUAUUGGACUUCCAAAUGAAAAAGCCGCAGCUAAAGCCUUAAAAGAAGCUAAUGGCUAUGUUCUUUUUGGAAAACCCAUGGUGGUUCAGUUUGCUCGAUCUGCUAGACCAAAACAAGAUUCUAAAGAAGGAAAACGAAAAUGAUAGGAAUGGAUAAAGAAGCAUUCCUGCGUAAAUACUGCUGUAAUACUGUCAUACAAGUGUAUCCUUUCUUGUUGUAUCCUUUUUGGGGCAGUGGUUUUGUUUCAUUUUGUUUUCUAGAAAUGCUUUGUCUACCAUCUAUCUAGAGUAAGCAAUACUUUUUAUAAUCAAAUGAAAUAUUUCUCAAAUUAGUUUUGUAGCUUGAACAAAUAUUUUACAUGUAUUUUAGAUUGACUGUUUAAUUUUCUACAUUAUCAUAUAAUCAAGGAGUUUGUUCAAGGAAAGUUAGUGAAUCAGGUCCCUUACUGUAUACAUAUGCUUUACUACAGAAUCUGGUAAUAUUUCUUCUAUAUGUGAAUUUCCUCAGUCUACUUCAGGAACAUGCUUUCUGUUUCAUGGUAUAUCCCAUUUAGGUGUUGUUCUAAUUUCAUUUUGUUGCUAUGACAAAUACGCUGACAAAAAACAACUUAGGGAUGAAGGCAUUUAUUUGUGUCAUAAUUCCAAGUUAUAGCUCAUUGUUGUGGGGAAGGCACGGCAUGAACUUAAAGUAUAAUAUCCACAGUCGAUCAGAAAGAGAAUAAACCCAUAGAUCCGUUCUUGAUUAGUCCUCUCAGGGUCCCCUUUCCUAAGGAACAGUGCUACCCAAAAUUGGCUGAGUCUUAACAUCUAUCAAGACCACGUUAUGCCCUCAGGCCAACAUAGCCUAGAUAGUAUUUAUUAUGACUGUCUUCCCAGGUUAUUCGGUGUUGUGUCAAGUUGACAGUUAAAACUAUCUAGCACAGUUCUAAAUAAUAUGUUCUAAAAUUUGACUGGGAAAGGAUAUUUUUUCUUUAGUAAUAAAUAUAUUGAAAACUAAUAAGAUUUCUACAAAAUUCUCAACAGUAGAGUAACAUAUCACAUUGAAAGUCUAACUGAAAUGUCUUUGACAAUUGGAAGGAUUUUCCUUAUUCUUGGUCUUUUCAAAACAAAAGUGAAAAAGUCAAAAACAAAAUUUAUAUAUGUGUGUUCAAAUUUUGACAUACGUAUAUAUAAAUUUGAAAAGAAUAACAGAUAAGACAUACUAGACUUCAGAUAGCGUAGUCAAUUUUUUUCUAGAACUAAGAACAAUGAUUCCAGGCUGUAUGAUAACUACUAUCUCUCUGAACAAUCGGUCUCAAAUUUUCCUGCACAUUUAAAUCCUGAGAACUUUAAAUUAGGUAAUAAUGAAUUACCUGCUUUCUAAGAGUUUGAUUCUAGUGUAUUACUAAUGUAGAGAGAACCACCAUGGAAGAGUUUCUAUGUAUAAAUAUUUCUAGACUCUUUAUUAUAGAGCUAAUAAAUAAAAAUCACUUGGAAUAACUUCCAGUAAUAUAUUUUGAAUGGUUCCCUUAGUAAUAGAAAGGACCACUGAGAAGUUUAGAUGAUACUUUGUUAAAGUGAUUGACCAUUGUAUACCAACUUAAUAAGGCAUACAAUGUUAUUUUAGUGGUAAAAUAAAAAUCCUCAACAUUUUGUGGGAAAUGGUGCUAAUAUAAUUGUGUAAAACUACUCGAAAUUCUCUUGUCACCCUAAUAGUAGAAGCUUUCCAAAACUGAGAUUAUAGUCACUUGAUAUAUACAAUUUAAAUAUUUAGAUUUAAAUAUUAUAAGUAGCAGUUAAUUUUGUUGUAUUGACAUGAUUCACUAAUUUUCUCCAUAUAAGUAUUUGGGCUUUUUAAAGUUAAUGAAUUGAAUUAUUUUUAAUGGAUUUUUAUG